Molecule: messenger RNA, 324 nt
Organism: Penicillium atrosanguineum
Lineage: Eukaryota; Fungi; Ascomycota; Eurotiomycetes; Eurotiales; Aspergillaceae
Product: mitochondrial 54S ribosomal protein mL60
Exons: 3
Coding region: 1-324 (107 amino acids)
Cellular component (GO): mitochondrial large ribosomal subunit
Molecular function (GO): structural constituent of ribosome
Source: RefSeq, a predicted model, not a curated record
AUGUUCAAGCCCACCAACGCCCUGUUCUCGGGUCUUCUCUGGAAGACCCCGUGGCGCCUCUCUUCACCCCAAAAGGCCCGGCAACGCAAGCGCCUGCGUGCCGUGGACCGUGUCGUCGAUACCCUGAGCGCUGCCCUGGAGCGCAAUGGCCACACCACAAAGGCUGUGAACCGGUGGUUUGCGGAGAUGCCCCGCGAGGAGGAAAUGCUGCCUAAGGACAAGUACACUCUCUUCGACAAGAAGGAGAAGACAUACCGCAAGAGCAUUCACAAGCUGCCCAAGUGGACCCGUGUCAGCCAGCGUGUGAACCCCCCUGGUUUCUAA